Messenger RNA from Xiphophorus maculatus (southern platyfish), 4084 nucleotides. RefSeq names its product probable assembly chaperone of rpl4. NCBI's taxonomy places the organism in Eukaryota, Metazoa, Chordata, Actinopteri, Cyprinodontiformes, Poeciliidae. Gene Ontology annotation, biological process: cell division. The transcript has 11 exons. Gene Ontology annotation, molecular function: protein binding. The record is from RefSeq and is a predicted model, not a curated record. Bases 120 to 1358 code for a protein of 412 amino acids.
UGCGUGUUGCAUGCCGCCUGCUGUUCAGAGUUCUUUAGCACGCGUGGAGUAUAUUUGGGAAAAGCUUUUUAUUAAGGGGCAAAAUUUAUUGUAAAGAGUAACGAGCGUUAUUUAUCAGUAUGGGAGGUCAGGCUAAGAACAAGAAGAAAAAUAAACCCAAGAGGAAGGACAACCGUCAAAACAGGGAUGGAGGGUUUGUUGAUUUGUCACCUCAAGAAAGGAUGAAAGUAAGAAUGCACGAGAAAGCCAAGAAGAAGACAGCUGAAAAGUACUCAGUACAGCAACUACUAGAGAAGACUCAGGAGUACAUGGACAGUUUUGACUUUGACAUGGCUGGCCUUUUCUGUCAGAGAGCUUUGGAUGUGGACUCCAACAACCUACAAGCUCUUGACAUGCUGGGACACAUUUGCUCUGAAUUAGGAGACAUGCAGAAAGCUAAAUCAGUGUUUAUCCGUGCAAUAGACCUAAGCCCGGAUGUUGGUCAUAGCAAAUACAUGUAUCUGGGACAAAUUCACUCCGGCCAGGAGGCUGUGGACUACUACACAAGAGGAAUACAAGUUCUUCUAUCAGUUCUAGAGAAGCAGGAAACAGAGGCUGGAGCCGCUGGAACAACGGAUGAGAACGACGAGGUCCCUUCAAGGAAGGAUGUCAGCGUGGCCUACUGCUCCCUGGCUGAGAUCUACUUAACAGACCUCUGCAUGGAGGAGGGAGCUGCAGACAAGUGCCGAGAGUUCAUUGAAAAAGCUUUACAGUAUCACCAUGACAACCCGGAGGCUCUCCAGCUUAUGGCCAGUUACCUGUUUAGUACAGAGAGAAACCAGGAAGGGAAGGAAUACCUGUUGAAAAGUGUUGGGAUGUGGUUACCUGCGCAGAAGCAAAGUGCAGCUUCCUCCACGACAGAAGAAGAAACACAGAAUGAAAUCCCUCCGUACGAGUCUCGCAUCACCACAGCCAAACUGCUUAUCGAGUCAGAGGAGUAUGAGAUGGCGGUAGAUGUAUUGGAGGGUCUUCUGGAAGAAGAUGAUGAAGUUGUUCAGGUUUGGUAUCUGUCCGGCUGGGUGUGCUACCUCCAGUGGGAAAAAGCAAAACAACACCAAGAAAGAGAAGAAAGUGAGGCAUUGGAAGAGAAUGAGGAGUGGAAGACUUUACAGGAUGCUGCAAGGUCAUAUUUGACUAAUGCUAAAAAGCUGUACAGUAAGCUGCGAUGCGACGACCAGCCGAUGCUGGAUCAUGCAGAACAGCUGCUGGGCGAACUGGGAGGAGAAAUCGAGGAAGAAGACGAAGACCCAGCUGUGGACGACGACUACGAACCUUGCAGUGACAAUGAAGAGGAAGUAGAGGCCCCCAUGGAGCACUGACUGCACCCCAUCAUGUUUUCCUUGAGUUUUUGUGCCCUCUUCAAAGUGCCUUUUUGUACAGGCUUUUCAAAGAUUAAAUUGAUUUGCACAAACAGAGCGGUAUUAAAAAUCUACUCAAUCUCUUUCAGUUAAGUUGCUAAAUGCUUUUGUCGAAAUAAGUGCAUACUUGAGUAAUGCUUCCCCUAAUCUUCUCGACAGAUGCCAAUGAAAGAAAUUAGUUUUUAGAGGUUUAAUUCUCAUCAGCAGCCCUUGAAUGCUUUACCUUCACUGCACACCCACACAGUUUUGUACGAGCGGGAAUGUACCGCACGUACACAAAACAAAAGCACAAAAGAAGCAUGUUAAUUACUCUAUCCUUUUUUCCUCAGCACAACAAGCAGAACUGCUUUUCCCUCUAAGCAUUGUCAGAGAAACCCAGUUAUUAACACUUCAUGCUAUUUUUACAUGUGCUGUGAUUUUAAUGCCUAGUGUUUAUGUAAAUGCUUGAUUUUUUGUGGUAUUCAGUUUAUGCUUCAUGUGUCUCAUUUUUUUUAUUUUUCAUUUUUGGGGGGUUACACUCAGAGACUUCAGACAAUAGAGUGAAUCUGACAUUAACUCAUGCAGAGUGUAUCUCUCGCUCGCUUUGUUGCCGCUCGAGUGUUCAAAGUGACUUGCAUAACCGAGAAACGAGCAACUGACUUUUUAACACAAGUCUUCACAUAACGUCCUUUUAAUAGUCCCACAGUGUUAAGGACAUAAAAGCCUGGGUCUGUACAUUGUGGCAUACAAUUAUUUCCUACAAUGUAUGAAAUAUGUAGUGCAGCACCAUGUAAAGGCUUAGUUCUAUAAAUACGUUUGCUGUUUGUGGCCAAAGGUGUUUGAGAAUGUCUUUGGCCCCAGCAGCUCUAAAGCAAGUAUUGACUGUGUACCAAUUUACUCUUUCAGCACAGAGAAAUUAGUCUGAAAUGUUUUCAAAUCUCUACUAUAAGCUGUACAGCCACUUCUGGCUUCAAAUCUAAAAGAUAAAUGAGAACAAUUGCCUUUGCUCUAUUUAGACCUAAAAUAUAUUGACUACACAAUUUAAUUAGUAUCUGUUUAAACUCAAAUUUAACAAGACUAGAUUAGAUUUUGAUACAAUUCUUGUCUUGACUAUUUCGUACUUGUAAUGCAAUUUUGGUGCAAGAAAGCAUUUCCAAACAAUGCAUUCAACGUUUGAAGUUAUGAUGUGACAAACGGAAUGGAGAAACAUUUCUUAGGCGCUGUGUGUAUUUGGUCACUGGACUUCUGAAUGCUAAAAGAACAGUCACAUAUUAUGUAAGGUAACAUGAGACACUGCUCACAAAAACUUGUUAAAAGGCUAUGAAAGCAGAUUCAUAAAAGUAUUAAAAUGCAAACUAUAAAAUGUGUCAAGAUUGAUGAAAAUGAUCCACUUAAAAUAUUACUGCACAUUAUAGUUCAGUGCACUGAUGACUCUGGCAAAGAAAUGGUUAUUUAAUCUUUAUAGACAAAUCAUUUAUUUUAUCACUUCUAAACAGGGUGAGCAACCAGUUCACUACGUGAUACUUUGGACCGAUAAAUAUUUUCUUGAUUUUUUUUUUUGUCUAUUAAAUGUUUAUCUUAAUUGGUAUAUCCUAAAAUGCUACUAAAGAUUUUUAAAUGGAUCUUUGAGACAGAGGUAUAUUAUUUUUUCAUCCAUUUUUUUUUAGUAAAAGACAGCUUAACAACAAAAAAGAUACUUCUUUACGUUGCUUUAUUAUGUAUUGAGAGAUACAGAAUAUCUCUCAAUAGUAGGGUAAAUGAGAUACCCUUGAUCUCAUUUAAGAUUAUGAAAAACUUAGAGCCUCAAUAUAAAUGUUUGAAAUGUAGACAGAAGUGAUAUGUUUCUUAAGUUUAGUUUUGGAAUGGAUGGACAAAUGCUUCUGCAAUUGUUUGUACUAUCCUAAAAGCACUGUCUGCAUCAGCAAAACAUUCAUGUUUAAAUAAUUACCAUUUCUGAUACUUAUGUUGGAAGUUGUUAGAAGACACCUGGUUCCUCUGACCCUUGCUAAGGGACAUUUCACCAAAUGGUACCGGGGUGCAUAAAUGUUUUAGUUUUUCUAUUUUUGGAAUAGCAGAGAAAAUCUGCUAUAAAUUUUAAUUAAUUUGUUUUUAAAAUUCUCUAAAGUUGUUGGUUGCCUGAUCAUAAUACCCGACUAGAGAGCUGCAAAAAUACAUUAAUAAAAGGCUUAGAUUAAUGUAGCAACAUGAUGAUGAGUGUUGGUAAAUUUUUGUUUUGUUUAGUUAGGUAUCUCUCCAUGUCCUAUCUCUGUUAGUACACACAACACACCAUGAACAUCCACAGCAGCGUGGUGUCUUUGAAAAAUCCCAAACCUGGUAAAAAAAAAAAGAGAGUGUUAUCAGAGAUCCUGUUGCAGAUAGUGACCCUGCUGCAAACUGAGAGGCCUGGCAACCAUUUGAUACCCUGAUCUGAAUCAGUUUUUUUUUGUUUGUUUUUUUAUGGAGCAUUAAAUAUACCCCAGGAGGGAAAAAAUUGCAAAUAUAAUGUUUUCUCUGUGUGUGUCCAUGUGGUAAAAGUUUUGCAGAUUUAUGAGAUGCUUUACUUGUGGACUAGACUUUUUUCUCCCAUAUCCAUGUCUGCUGUGGUUAGUGUACAGGGAUGCACCUCUGCAGGCCUUGAAGAACGACUACCUGAAGCCAUUCUGUCAUCCAGCAUUUUCGUUUUUCUAAUUAAAGCAGGCUCUAAUGUG